Messenger RNA from Penicillium digitatum Pd1, 1200 nucleotides. The record is from RefSeq and is a predicted model, not a curated record. Lineage: Eukaryota; Fungi; Ascomycota; Eurotiomycetes; Eurotiales; Aspergillaceae.
AUGGCCACCCGAUUACUCGGCGAAAUGUCUCCAGCGGAGGCAGAAUCCGUAUAUUUCAACGAAUAUCCCCCACCAAAGGCACUACCAAGACAUGAAGCGCUCGCGCGCGCAUUCAUCAAUCUCCACGUGGAGGAGAACCGGCGUGUAGUGCUCGUUACAUCCGGAGGCACAACAGUACCACUUGAAGCACAAACCGUGAGGUUCAUCGACAACUUCUCCGCCGGAACUCGAGGCGCCACAUCAGCCGAGUACUUUCUCGAGCAGGGGUAUGCAGUGAUCUUUCUACACCGUCAAUACAGUCUCCUACCAUACUCGCGGCACUACAGCCAUUCAACCAAUUGCUUCCUAGACUUCAUGGAUGAGGCGCCUGCCUCAGCGGAAUCCUCCAACUCCGGACAUGGAGCUAUCAUGGUGCGCGACGAGUACCAAGACCAGAUGCGGAGCGUGCUGCGGAAAUACCGAUACGCGAAGCAGAACAAUCGCCUCCUCUUGUUGCCGUUCACGACAGUCUCGGAAUACAUGUUCGAGCUGCGGUCAAUUGCGAAGCUGAUGCGGCCGCUUGGGCCGAAUGCGCUCUUCUUUCUUGCGGCUGCUGUCAGCGAUUUCUUUAUUCCGCGCAGUCGCAUGUCAGAGCAUAAGAUCCAGUCUGGUGAAUUGCCUCAACACAUGCGUGGCAGCGCAAUCUUGUCAGACGAACUCUAUACAGGCGAGAACGAAGAAAAUCCCUCGUCAAAUAGCAGGAAGCUUGUCAUCAAUCUCGAUCCCGUGCCCAAGUUCUUGCACCAGUUGGUGGAUGGAUGGGCCCCCGAGGGGAGUAUGGUUGUUUCAUUCAAACUGGAGACGGAUCCCUCGCUACUUGUAUACAAGGCGCGCACUGCUUUACAGCGCUACUCCCACCACCUGGUGAUUGGCAACUUGCUUUCCACACGCAAGUGGGAGGUUGUUUUCAUUACCCCCGAUGAGCCACACGAACGCUGGCUCCGGGUUCCCAAGUCUCGGCGAAGCAAGAGUAUUUCUGGUGUUGAGGACCAGGUUGGAUUGGCAGAGGCUAAGAAGGGGAACUCGACAACGCUGGAGCAGGUGGAAGCUGAGCAAAUUGAUGAGACUAGUCGGGAUGGAAUUGAGAUUGAGAGUCUUAUCAUUCCGGAGUUGGUUAAACUGCACACGAAGAUGAUUAAAAAGACAGAACCUGCACAGUGA